Molecule: messenger RNA, 5847 nt
Organism: Penaeus monodon (black tiger shrimp)
Lineage: Eukaryota; Metazoa; Arthropoda; Malacostraca; Decapoda; Penaeidae
Gene: ine
Product: sodium- and chloride-dependent GABA transporter ine-like
Exons: 13
Coding region: 1439-3478 (679 amino acids)
Biological process (GO): sodium ion transmembrane transport
Cellular component (GO): membrane
Source: RefSeq, a predicted model, not a curated record
AGUGCCACGCACGCCUGCAGGCCCUCCGCUCAUCCCCGAGUAAGUAAUCAGACCAGAUAUUCGGUCGCUUGCCUUGCCGCCGCCGAGACCAGUCGGGGCCCUCGCCAUCACACAGCGCGGCAGUCCUUGAGGCUGUUGUCUUCCCGCAACUUCUCAAGCUCACAGGUGUCGCCGGAACCAGAGAGGUGUCGCGUGAAGUGUCUUAGGGUAGACGCGAAGGCGAAAACUCUGGGCGCCGCCGUGCCACCACGCCCGACCUGCCCCUGAUCGCCGCGGGGAGCCACAGCGCCGACGGAGUGAAAGUGAAACCUCGCUCAGUGACGGUGGCUUCCAGAUAACGAUGGCUGCUGUAGUCUAUUACUACGAGCGCGGAGGGAACUGAUCCCUUGUCUAGUAGCCUCCUUAUCACCCAGUCCUUUCCUCUCGCUCCUCAGCUCCAUUGCUAUUUCUACUUUCGGUCCUAGUUCUAUAGCAUUUGCCCGAUUUUGGCAUUCUUAACCUCGAUCCCUCUCUCCUCGCCCAGUAUUAAUAACUUUAGGGAGAAGUAGUUUUCAAGGAUGGAAAGCUGCCCAUAAUUUCACAGGAUAUGCCAUUAGCUCUACCGAUUUUGGAGAAAACUAUAAGCGAAAUUCAAGAACUAUCGCAGAAUAUGUCACUUGACAGAAUAUAAUACAAGGCAGUCAUACAAGGAGAAAGCCAAAAGAAGAGAGAGGAACAGCGUUGAUCGCAGGAGAAAAUUCACGAGAGAGGAGCCAGUCGGUGAGGACAGCGCACGACAGGAUUAGGCCCAAACACAGCCCUCGUGGAGGUCAGUGUACCUUUGGGCGUCCUCGCGGGCAGGCAACAGUGUGAGCUCUGUCCUGUUCAACCGCUCUUUUCCCAUGAGCCUAAAUGAGCUGUAUAGCCCAGAUUUCAGUGUGUGAAGAAACAUCGGGACAGCCAGCGAGCCCUGGUUUGCACGGAAGUCAUUGGAGCUUCAAUAUCUGACGUUGUCACGAGGAAAACUUGAUGGAAAAUGCAUCUGUAUCAAGUUUGGAAUUUUACAAAAUUUCGUCAGUUACUUUAAAAUCCUGCUACUGCAUCAUGGGAAAAUAAAACUGGUAUUUUAAUCCGACCAUAAAUUCUCUUUGUGGCUGCUUUGUAACUACAUUGUCACAUACUCCACCUUGAGUCGCGUGGGAACGCCACAGAGGACCUAGCUCGCCUGAUGCCUGCUGGCUACGAAGUGACACCUCGAGCAGAAGGUACGGGAGCAACUUUUAGUAAACAGUUCAAACUGAAGGACGGCACUCGUGCCAACCCAUCUGUGACGCCACGUUACUGAGUGUGCUUGGUGCCAACCUUUGAGAGUAGCGCUGAAGUUUAGAGAAAUCAGGUGGUUAGCUGGACCGUCAACAGAGUUACUAGAGCGUGAGCCCCAGGUUGCGAAGCCCGCAAGAUGUGUCAAGUCCCCGUCAGCACCGAGGGGAAGGAGGAGCGGCCAGGGCAAGAGGGGGAGGGCGGGGAAACGCGGGAGCUCCUCGAGGUCAGUACCCACGCCUCGGCAGCCGCCAAGGACCACCUCGAGGGAAAGAAGAAGCAGGAGGAAGAGGAGGCGCUUUUGAGGGAGAAGAGGCAUGGACACCACGAGGACAAUGACGGCAUGUAUGACGGCACGGAGGCGAGGCAGACGUGGGCCAACAAGGCGCAGUUCGUGCUGGCGUGCAUCGGGUACGCCGUCGGGCUGGGCAACCUGUGGCGGUUCCCCUACUUGUGCUACAAGAGCGGUGGAGGUGCAUUUCUCAUACCAUAUUUCCUGAUGCUGUUCCUGUGCGGCAUCCCCCUGCUGCUGAUGGAGCUGACUCUGGGCCAGUACACACGGAGAGGGCCAAUUGGUGCCUUAGAGAAGAUAUGCCCCCUUUUUAAAGGUGCUGGUGUGGGAACUGUGAUAAUGUCCUUCUUGCUUGGAACCUACUACAAUGUCAUUAUUGCAUGGGCCAUAUUUUAUCUCUUUCAGUCAUUUACUAUAGAUUUACCCUGGCGAAAUUGCAAUACAACUUGGGCAAUUACUUGCUUUGAUGAUUAUGGUGUUAAUGUUACUGCCCCAAACGGUACCAAGUCUGCUACUGAAGAAUUUUUUGAUGAAGUAGUUCUUGAGAAGAGUGCAGGCAUAGAGGAGAUGGGGACAAUGAGGCUGGAACUGGUGCUGGCGCUCCUGGGGGCCUGGGCACUCGUCUACUUCUCGCUCUGGAAGUCUGUCAAGUCCUCCGGCAAAGUGGUAUAUGUGACUGCAACCUUGCCUUACUUACUAAUCGGGGCAUUCCUAUGGAGAGCAUUGACGCUGCCAGGAGCAAGUACAGGUCUCCGGUAUUUUUUCAGUCCUCGCUGGGAACUUCUAGGAACGGCUGAGGUGUGGGUCAAUGCAGCUGCCCAAAAUUUCAACAGUAUUGGUAUUGCCUUUGGAUCUCUGAUUGCCUUCUCCUCGUACAACAAGUUCAACAACAAUAUCGUCUUAGACACCUGGGCCAUCAGUCUCACAAACUCUUUUACUUCACUGCUUUCUGGGAUGAUUGUUUUCUCAACGCUUGGGAAUAUAGCACUUGAGCAGGGCAAGGAUGUUGAUGAUGUUGUUGCACAAGGACCAGGACUGGUGUUCAUGGUUUAUCCGCAAGCCCUGGCCAAGAUGCCAUACGCAUCCCUGUGGGCGAUCCUGUUCUUCUUCAUGUUACUGAUCCUUGGCCUUGACUCUCAGUUUGCUACAGUGGAGGUUAUAAUUACAUCUCUCCAAGAUGGUUUUCCAAGAUGGAUUCAGAAGUAUUUGAGACGUCAUGAAGUUCUGGUUUUGGUCGUCUGCUUUAUUUCUUUCCUAAUUGGUCUGCCAAAUGUAAUGCAGGGUGGCAUCUACUUUUUCCAACUAAUUGACUAUUAUGCUGCAGCUGUAUCUCUUAUGUACUUGGCCUUCUUCGAAGUGAUUGGUGUGGUUUGGGUGUAUGGGGCUGGCAGAUUGUCCAGAAAUCUUCGGGAAAUGACUGGAAAACAACCUUCACUCUAUUUUCGUUUCUGUUGGUAUGCUGCGGCUCCGGUGUUGAUAUUUGCAAUUUGGAUAUUCUCGAUUGUGGACUACAAGGAACCAACAUACAAUAAAGGGGAGUACAAGUAUCCAGGGUGGGCAAUUGGCAUAGGAUGGAUAAUUGCUUCAUGUUCCAUUCUACCAAUUCCCAUUUUUGCUGUGAUUGCAGUUAUCAAAGCCAAAGGAUCUAAUAUCUGGGAGAAAAUGCGGAAUUCAGUUCGUUCUCAAAUUGAGGAGUGCCCAUGUUGUGGACGUGCCACCAACUGCUUGGAUGAAGCUCACAAUGCUGGAGAGGAAUACAUGGACCGUCAGGUGAAGCUGGUGGUGUACAACCCACCUAUGGCCAAUGGGGAUGCUAAGGCUGUCCAAGCUACUGCCGAGAAGGGAGAAGAAAAUGAAAACAAGGAGAAGGAAAAGAAUGUUGCAUGAAAAAAAUCCUAUAGCAGCUCUUUGCUUCAUAAUAUGCUGAUGGCUGAAUAUACUUAUACUAUUGGGACCAAGCAUAUUUAUCCUGAGAGGGCAAAGCCCACUAAAAGUGCCUUUUAAGAAUGUUUUUAUUAAUAUUGUAUUAUCACAUUUUCAGAUUGAAGCAAAAGAUAUCAGCCCAUGUUAUAUAAGGUCUCUAUUAGUGUUAUAAUCCUUUAGAAAGAGGAAAUUUUUAUUAUCAAACGACAGUGUAUUAUUGCAACAUUUUAUUGUCUUUUUGAACUGAAGGAUUAAUGAUAACUAUGAGGGCAGAACUAGAAUUCAGAUGUUAAUUGGAAGUAUUUAUUGAAGUUAACUUUAAUGCAUUUCAAAGUAUUAAUAAAGAGUAUUAAUGCAUUUCCUAAAAAUACACAAAAUAAUUAUGAGGCAGCUUCUUGGUGUGAUUUUCAUUCCUGGUUAAAAUGUUUAUAUUUAUAUACAAAGCACAAAAGCACAUCUUAGAACUGCACUAUAGAAGACUAUAGCAAUAUUUGUCCAGUGAUGUAAGUGUGUAAUAUCCUGUUUGUUUUUAUCCAUUUUACCUUGGGAAGGUAAUUUUUAUUUAAUCUCCCUUGAAGGGGGUCUAGAAAAGAUUAUAUUCUUAUUUUCACAUAGAAAGUGGAGCAUUUUAUAUUUUCCUAAAUGCAUCAAUGACACAAAUAUUUAUUUUACACAUAUCUAGUUUGGGCUACAUUUUGCUCAGCCAAAUUAUAAUGAAUGAUAAUACCUAUCCUGUAUGUCUAAAGACAGGUUGUUAAGGAAAUUUCUCAUUUUAAGAAAUUAUAGCUAUUCAGAUAGAAUUUAAACAGAUGUCAUAAUUUAAGGAGAAGUUUUAGGAACCCACUUUUUCUCUCUUUUCUGUUACUGAUUCAUGACUUCAGAAUUAACUCUUCCAGUAUCAGGAAGAAACAUAUUUUUGAUUUAUGUAUUAAAUUGUAGACUAUUGCUGAGAUGAAUGGUAGUUAUUUUUGGCACUUGAAAUAAUAAUAAUUAAAGUAUAAGUGUAUUCUCCCCAGUUUAUUACUUGAUAUGUAAUACCACAUACUACUGAAAGUUGUGAAGCAAAAAAAACAAAAAAAAAAAACAAAAAAACAAAAAAAAUUUGAUGAAUGCAGUAAUGUUGAUAUUUGAAGGGAAGUUUGCUGAAGUUCAGACAAAGUGUAAUCAAGGUCUUUUUAGCAAUUUGUAAAUACUCAGAAAAUAUAUGCAUGAGGAAUAUUAAAAUAUAUUUUAAAGUAAUUGUGAUUACAAGAUUUUUUUUUCUUUCAUCUCCCUCCUUUUUCUGUAUUGAUUUUUUUUUUUAUUAUUAUAAAGAAAGAAUGAGGUGUAUGUCUGUUUCUAAAAUGUUAUAGUCAAGUGCUGUAGAUCACAUAAUUGCAAAAUAACAACAGAUCUAUAAAAAUACAAUGUAAAUACAGGAUACACUGAGGAUUUUGUUGAUCAGUAAUUUUUAAAAAUUAAUCUCUUUGUUCUCGGAUAUGUUUAUCAUUAAGAUAUGUAGUGUAUUCCCCCUAAGUUAUAGAAUGAUGUCAGAGUAUUACAAUAUUACAAUAUUUUAUGUAAUAAUUAAUACCUGACUGGUCAUUAAUCUAUUCCAAGAUGUCCUGGUAUUUUAUAGUAUGCAAAAUUAUAACUUCACUUUACAGAUUACAGAUUCUUAUGUAGGUGAUACUUUUAGCUUAUUUUUUCUCUACUUUGCUAGAUGUUGAGAGAGAAUAUAAGCUCUUCAUAAACUUUGUUAUAGCACUGCACUUGGGUUAUGUUUUCCUGUUUGACAAUAUGGCACUCAUUCACAUGUUAAUAUGUAUGAAUGUAUGAGUAUAUUUCUGAUAGAUCUCCAAGUAAUAUUACUUAGGUAAGAGACAACUAUAAUUUUUGACUUAGGUUCAUCUACAUAUAUAUAGUACGGAGCUUUGUAAAAACAAUUCCCACUGGAAAAGUUAUUGGUUAUUAAAGUUACAUAUUAUUUUUAUGUUUUGUUACUUUAUAACAUUUUUUUUUUUUUAUAUAUAAUUCUUGUUGGAUAGGUAUUACACUCAUGUGAAUUUGUUGUUAAUAAUGUGAAGGCAUUAGUACCUUGUAACUAUGUGAAAGAUGUAAUCAUUACUGCAUACUUUGGUAACCCAUAUGAUGGGUUAGGGAUGCUUUCAAUGUACCAUGGAUCAUUUAGUAUCACACAGGUGAUAUUCAUUUUGUAUAUAAUCAUCAAAUUAUAAGGUAAUACUAUCUACUCAUAUUUACAAUAAGAAAUGCACAAGACAAAUAUGGUAUUAAAGCAAGUAUUAUCAUUAUAAUUUUUUUUUUCUUUGCCAAGAAAUAUAUUAUCACUUUGA